CGCUAAUGUAGAAUUUUCUGUAUUUAUUCUGUAAUAUUGACCUUUAAUAUUGACUCUUAAGUCAAACCCCCAACUGAGAUAAAUGGCCUGGUUGAAUCUAAAUAUACACGAAUCUCGCAAUCUUAGCUGUGAAAAUGAUCAGGUAAUAAUAUAGUUGUCUGUCAGAUAGUUAAAUUGGUAUGUGGUGUCUCACGUCAUUCAUAAUGUUUUGGAAAGUACUCUGAAUGAUGAACCUGCUGCAAAAAUAUCAAAAAAUGUGUCUGGCUUAUCCAAAGCUAUCACAUAAAACUAUGUAAUAUAUAAUUGAUUUAGUUCCAGGGGCAGAGCGAAGGCAUGUUUUCCAAAUUGUUGUCCCCGUUAUAUACCGUAUCAAUUUCUUCGUUGCUGAUUGGUUUAUCUCGGUCUAUCUACAUGAGUCUACGUAGAACGAACAUUCUUCAACCUCGUUAAGACGUCUGUGCUGUAAAUGGUUCAUUCUAAAGCCACGAGAUACAGAAAAAACGUACGUCGCGCUACAGUUGGGAACGGCGGAAAUCUGUUGUCUGAUAUGUCAGAGAAAGAAGCGAAUAAAAAUAUUGACAGGCGAAGCGGCCCGGUUAAAGCAUUAUUCGAUUCACCACAAGGUUCUCAAAUUUCAGUUGGGGACCAGUAUGUAAAUUACAUCGCCAAGAAAUGGAUAUGCAAUCCACAACGUUAGCUUGGCAUCAGCAAUAAGCAUAGAUGACAUGAGGUCACAGACUACAUCUCUGUCGAGUCCUAGGCCCCAACUAAUUUGAACCAGAAUUCCGAGGGAGCUGUGACCACUCCUCUUACGCCGCCUUUACUGGGAUAACCAUGACAACGGGUCAGUGUUGCCAUCUCCCGGGCGCCCUCUGUGACUGUGCCAGCAACUCAGCGCUGUCCAAGACUGUGGAGGAGUCAGACAUCCGGCGGGCGCCAUACAUCACCCAGGUUACAGCCAAAGAUGGCCGACUGCUCUCUUCCGUCAUCAAGGCCUUGGGCACGCAGAGUGAGGGGCCAAUGUGCCGGAUCUGCCAUGAGGGGGGCAGUGGGGAGGGGCUGCUCUCCCCCUGCGACUGCACGGGCACCUUGGGCACCGUGCACAAGAGCUGCCUGGAGAAGUGGCUGUCCUCCUCCAACACCAGCUACUGUGAGCUCUGCCACACAGAGUUCUCCAUCGAGCGCCGCCCCCGGCCUCUAACGGAGUGGUUGCGGGACCCGGGCCCGUAUAACGAGAGGCGGACGCUCUUCUGCGACAUGGUCUGCUUUCUCUUCAUAACGCCUCUGGCUGCCAUCUCCGGCUGGCUGUGUCUGCGGGGCGCCCACGACCACCUGCUCUUCAACAGCCGGCUGGAGGCCCUGGGCCUCAUCGCCCUCACCAUCGCCCUCUUCACCAUCUUCGUCCUCUGGACUCUGGUGUCAUUCCGCUACCACUGUCAGCUGUACUCGGAGUGGAGACGAACCAAUCAGAAAGUCCGCCUGCUUAUUCCCGACGAGGGGGCACACUCCUCCCAGCAUUCCUUGCUGUCCAGUAAACAGAUGAAAAAGUUGGCUGAUGAGACUGUCGUAUGAGGGCGGGGGGACCAGAGGAUGGGGGGGUGCGUGGCGUUGGUCUGCCCCAAAGUUCCGCUCCGAACUGAAGCAGUUGUGGACGCAUUUCUGUUUCGAUUUUCCAAGUUUUAUAAGCGUCUCGGCACUUAUUUUUUUCACCUGUCUUGAUUCCUUUCAUUUUCAGAGCCUAAAGAUGUAGUACAUGCAGACUGAGCUGGUGAGCUGAAGGCUUGUCUCUAUUCCUGAUGCCUCGUAUGUUCCUUGCAAAGAUUUGGAAGCCAUUUGGUGGAGAGAAUGGCCUCCUGGGUAUUGUAGUAAGAGGACAUGGGCCUGGACUGAGCUGCACUUGCAUAGAGGAUACAGCUACUGUAGCCUAGAGCCAAACAUACAGGGAUCCAAUGGUUAGAAGCUUUGCUGUUUUAUUUAAACAGUUUUUUCUGGUAAUCCUUCACAGCAAAGUAUAGCUGCACAUACUCUUUCAUGAAGGCAUUUCAGCAUGGCCCUAUCCUGGUCAGAGUUUACCCAGCAGCCCCAUUGCAGGGGAACCAUUAAUGAGCAGUCAGAGUUUUGGUUCCUGUCCUUCUGUGGAAGUAUAGAAUGGCCUCCUGGGUAUUGUAGUAAGAGGAGAUAAGCCUGGACUGAGCUGCACAUGGAGCUGCAUUUGCAUAGAGGAAACAGCUGUGGAAGUAGCAGGAAACAGGGUUCAGAAGCAGUGGUGGGUGUGUCCUCUCUGUUCUGCUUCCCACUGAUACAGUGGUGGGCGUGUCCUGUGCUGCUUCCUUCUGAGGCUGAGUGGGACGGGCUUUCUGAGAGACCGCUGACUUUAGCAGUGUAUGGGUGGCAUGUAAUUACAAAUGACCCUUGUUGUUUUGCCUCUUGGGAGAGCAUCAGUAACAGAAAUAUAGCCAAGGGUGUGUGCAAUGAAACACAAUGUCCCCACAGAGAGUGUUCUAAAACACUGUUACCAACAUGCUCAUUUUUGCACUAUUUUGUUUUGUUUGAUUGAAUUGAACAUAUUUCGUCAUCUGUUGAUUUUGGUUUCCCUCCUCUCCAUAUGCUCCCAGUGAAGUGAGAGUGAAUGUGGGUGCUGGAGUGCCGGGCUGUGCAAUAUGGCCAUUGGAAAGAACCGUUAGCACCACUUUUGCACUGUAGUGAUGGAAGCAGGCUGGCACAAGCGGGAGUUCCCUGUCUUCCGGAGGGGAAGACUGGGACUUUCCAGCAGAAAAAGGGCCACGUCUCCAUCGGCUUACCACCCCUUCUGUGUUUUGAGCCUUGACGGAAGCGAGCAGGCCGAGCAGUCGCAGGUCAGCGGGACAGAAGAGCUGCGGUAGAGCAGCCUUACGCCGAGCCGAAGCAGUCAGCCUGCUCUGCAGCUGUGCGGUUCUACAUGGCGUUUCAUCUGCACCUUCCCACAGUCUUAAUUACCUAAUGUCUGGGCCCUCCGGCUCUGCUGUCAGCCAUAAGACAGCAACGGGCUGCUCUAAUUCAAACAUACGCUCCACAAGGACACCAGCAUUGCCUUUAAACACUGUGUGUAGGUAAAGAGUUUAACCUUUAAUCAAUAACCGGCUGUCCAGGCUCAGCGUAUGUUCACCCAGUGUGUCCCUGUGAAUGGAGCGCUUGGCGUUUGAAGCGCACUUUGAGCGGAAGGAGAGGAAGGGAAGUGCGGAGCGUAAAAUGGCUGCUCAGAGGAUGCCCUUGCCGCGCGACAGUUGCUUUGUCUGGAGGGAAAUGCUGAAGAGCUGAGCCAGUCGGAGCGUGUGAGUUUCCAUCAGAGUAUUUAAACUGAAAGGACGGUCGUCAAAGAAUCCACAGGCUGUGAAUGCAGCUGUGCCGGAGUCUUCUCUCCUCCACCGUGCGUUUACCGGACAUCGAUCAGGCUGUGUGCGGAGGCCAGGUCUCACUGCAUCUUCCCGAUGGGGUUUCAUAAGGAUAGCCAGGGUUAUGACACACAGGUGUAUUAAUAGAAAUGCCCUUGCUCGGUCCGUUCCAGUGCAGGCGCCUUCGUCCUUUUACGGCUCUUCACAGCAGCAGAUGAGUUAACGGCUGGCCACACCACCCCAGGGAGAUGCCCAUUCAUAAGGGGAACAUGCUAAACUAGCACUUAGCGCUGACCUUCACCGAUGCUCAGAGAAUCGAUUGCUGAAUAGGGCUGCAGCAGUGACAGUGCUCUCCUUCAACAUGCCUUUUUUUGUUACAUGUAUUUGGACAUUGUUAUUCAGUAAGCUCAUUUUUGAAAGGAAGGACUUCAUGUUUUCUACUCUAGUCUAGUCCAGUAUCCAGGGUUGGUUUACACGCAGGAUUUGUUUGACCUCAAGGGUUGUUUUUGUUUUUGUUUUUUUCCCAACUUAUUGAGUCAGUAUUUGUGGGUUGUCCCUUAUUUUCUUGGACAAAACUGAAAGUUCACAACUCGCUUUUCUCCAAAACUUACACCGUGCUGGCUUUGAAGGGACUUCAAGAGCGAAAUAUGACAGCUUUCCGCACUCUUUGGUUUGUGAAUUUCCACAUUGCAGAGAAGCAGUGGUAAUGAUGUGGCUAAGGUCCUGUGAUUGACAGCAGCUGGAGCCUGUCCAUUGGAUGGGCUGUAAUGAGACUGGACUCACACCCAGCGCAAUUGGUGCAUUCAGGUGCUCCAGACUCUGCAGAAGGGGUGGUAGAGUGGCGCACACAAAGGAGAAAAUGGAAGUGGUCUCAAAUGAAGAGCUCUAAAAGUGGGACUAAAAUGAAAAAGGAUUUUUGUAAAUUGACCUUGUUCAGUGACCCAUAUGUGCUGGCCUUUUUCCCCUAAAAUGGUCUGCUGUUCUGUCUGAGAUGAUGCACAGUAUUUUUCUGUCUGGAUGAAUAAAAUUGUUAUGCAUGCAAUGACCCAUGAACUGAUAAAGAAUACUGUACUUUCAAUGUAAUUUGGUAAUAAUAACCCUACAAGUGGUGAAAUGGCAAUAGGAGUCCAGUCAAAUCUUAAUCCAUGCUUAGCAUAGUGUGUGGAUGAAGUGCCCUAAGCCCCAGUCUGCUGGUACAUUAUUAAAUUUUAAUAAAACUAGAAAAUA
Anguilla rostrata (American eel) is the source of this 4598-nucleotide messenger RNA. It is a transcript of the gene marchf2, whose product is annotated as membrane-associated ring finger (C3HC4) 2. NCBI's taxonomy places the organism in Eukaryota, Metazoa, Chordata, Actinopteri, Anguilliformes, Anguillidae. The transcript is spliced from 5 exons. Bases 835 to 1572 code for a protein of 245 amino acids. The record is from RefSeq and is a predicted model, not a curated record. Gene Ontology annotation, molecular function: zinc ion binding; ubiquitin-protein transferase activity. Gene Ontology annotation, biological process: protein ubiquitination.